AUCCUAUCCUUGCUUGUCUCAAAAAGGGGAAAAAAAAAAGAAAAAAAAAGAAAAAGAAAAGUCUCAUUUUUACGUAUCCUAAACGCUUCCUUCUUCUUCCUGCCCUUGAACCGAAAUUGGACAUUCUAGGGUUUUGGGAGCAGCUAGGGUUUUGGUCGAUGGGCGCUGGGGUUUCGAGCGCGCUGGGGCCGGAGGUUGAGGGUGGGGCCCACGAGGUAGGGUUGGGGGACUUGCCGGAGAGCUGCGUGGCGGAGGUGAUGCUCCGCCUGUCGCGCCUCGUUUGGGCGACGAAGCUCCCUGAGAAUUACAAGUAUUUGAUGGACAAGGCCUCGGCCGAGAGCGAGAGCCUGAGCGAGAGCGAUUCGAAAGGUGUUUUGACUAAGAAGGAGAUUUAUGCGCAGCUGUGCCGGAGGAAUCCCUUUGAUGGAGGGACUAAGGAGUUUUGGAUGGAGAAGAGAAGCGGUGGGAUUUGCAUGUCCAUUUCGUCGAAAGCGUUGGCGAUUACGGGGAUUGAUGAUCGGAGAUAUUGGAAUUAUAUUCCGACUGAGGAAUCUAGAUUCCACACGGUAGCCUACCUUCAACAAGUCUGGUGGUUAGAAGUCGCUGGCGAAAUUGACUUUUGCUUCCCUCCAGGCUCAUACAGUCUAUACUUCCGACUACACCUUGGCCGAGCCUCGAAAAGACUUGGCCGACGAAUAUGCACCCUCGAUCACGUGCAUGGAUGGGACGCAAAGCCCGUCAAAUUCCAGCUACGCACAUCUGAUGGUCAGCAUUCAGUCUCGGAGUGUCACUUAGAUGAGCCAGGUGUCUGGAACCGAUACCAUGUAGGCGAUUUUGUGGUAGAGAAGUCCAAUGUAUUGAUAGUCAAGUUUUCGAUGACCCAGAUUGAUUGCACUCAUACUAAAGGGGGCCUUUGUGUUGAUUCUGUGCUAAUUUAUCCUAAAGGGUUUAGACAGGAUAAAGGUUUUCGGUCUUGUGUGUAAUUUUUGUAGAAUCAGAGCAAAAUCACAUAUAGAAGAUGGUUUUUUUAGUAUCUUUCUUCUACAUGUUUGGUAUAUGUUAGUUUUUGGGAGGGUUGUGAGGUGUUUUGUACUGUAAAGACUGGUUAAGCUGUUUGUUAAUCGGAUGCUUCUCGAUGGAAAAUAUUUCUAAGAUAAUCUGAAAUUCCAUGAGAAUGAGAUAA
Molecule: messenger RNA, 1183 nt
Organism: Asparagus officinalis (garden asparagus)
Lineage: Eukaryota; Viridiplantae; Streptophyta; Magnoliopsida; Asparagales; Asparagaceae
Product: F-box protein PP2-A13-like
Source: RefSeq, a predicted model, not a curated record